AUGGAAGACGAAGCGGGAGGGCUUUUCGACAUCGAAAUCAGUUCUGAUGAAUCAGUCGAUGAAUCAGACAAAGUCCCUCGAGACUUCCAGUCUGAGGCGGACUUCGAAAAGCAGAGGCAGGAAUGGAAGCCAAAGAAUGAACUAGGAGAAAUUUGGAAGACGCUCAAGCUUCCUGUAGAUAACCCCUCGAAACCGGAGUCUCAGACAAUCCUACAUGCUAUUGAAGAAUUGUACUUCUUCGGGAGAUAUAAAGAGGCAGGGGAGGUUGCGGAUGAGGUGCUGAAGGGGAAGCUUAAUGAGGAUUUCAGGAAGACAGUCAACGACUAUAAGGGCCGUUGCGAGGCUAGAUCUAUAAAGCCUGCGGACAAAGAGGACAUUGAUACCAGUCAGUGA
Messenger RNA from Amorphotheca resinae ATCC 22711, 393 nucleotides. RefSeq lists its product as hypothetical. The transcript has 2 exons. The record is from RefSeq and is a predicted model, not a curated record. The coding region runs from base 1 to 393 and encodes 130 amino acids. Lineage: Eukaryota; Fungi; Ascomycota; Leotiomycetes; Helotiales; Amorphothecaceae.